GGAAAGUCGCACUAGUCCGCCCUUUUCCGGCGUGAGGGGCCGGAAGUUGUGGCCUGGCCGUGUCAACUAGGGGGCUGCUGGCUGAGAGUGCGGCUGAGACCGCGACCAUGGGCGGGAAGAACAAGCAGCGGACCAAGGGGAACCUGAGGCCUUCAAACAGUGGCCGAGCUGCAGAACUGCUUGCCAAAGAACAGGGAACGGUGCCUGGAUUUAUUGGUUUUGGAACAUCUCAGAGUGACCUAGGCUAUGUUCCUGCUAUUCAAGGAGCUGAAGAGAUUGACAGUCUUGUAGAUUCUGAUUUCCGAAUGGUGCUGCGGAAACUUUCUAAGAAAGAUGUCACGACAAAAUUAAAAGCUAUGCAGGAAUUUGGAACCAUGUGUACAGAGAGAGACACAGAAAUUGUAAAAGGAGUCCUUCCAUACUGGCCAAGAAUUUUCUGCAAAAUUUCACUUGAUCAUGAUCGCCGGGUUCGAGAAGCCACACAGCAGGCUUUUGAAAAACUUAUCCUUAAAGUGAAGAAACACUUGGCUCCUUAUUUAAAAAGUUUAAUGGGCUAUUGGCUAAUGGCUCAGUGUGAUACUUACACACCAGCUGCAUGUGCAGCAAAAGAUGCCUUUGAAGCAGCUUUCCCUCCAAGCAAGCAACCUGAAGCCAUAGCAUUUUGUAAGGAUGAAAUUACAAGUGUGCUGCAGGAUCAUCUUAUAAAAGAAACACCUGAUACACUCAGUGACCCACAAACGGUUGCAGAGGAAGAAAGAGAAGCUAAAUUCUAUCGGGUUGUAACUUGUUCCUUAUUGGCCUUAAAAAAAUUGCUUUGCCUCUUACCUGAUAAUGAGCUUGAUUCUCUGGAAGAGAAAUUUAAGUCUCUUUUAUCACAGAAUAAGUUUUGGAAGUAUGGAAAACACAGUAUACCUCAGAUCCGCUCAGCUUAUUUUGAGUUAGUUUCUGCUUUGUGCGAGCGUAUUCCACAGUUGAUGAAAGAGGAAGCAUCCAAAGUGAGCCCAUCUGUUCUACUUAGCAUUGAUGACAGUGACCCCAUUGUGUGCCCAGCUCUCUGGGAAGCUGUACUUUAUACACUUACAACUAUUGAGGACUGUUGGCUUCAUGUAAAUGCAAAAAAAAGUGUGUUUCCGAAGCUGUCAGCUGUGAUCCGUGAAGGUGGUCGGGGUCUGGCUACUGUCAUAUAUCCUUAUCUUUUGCCCUUUAUCAGCAAACUCCCUCAGACCAUUACAGAUCCAAAGUUGGAUUUCUUCAAAAAUUUCCUCACCUCUGUAGUUGCAGGGCUAUCAACAGAAAGAAUAAAAACCAGCUUUUCAGAGUGCUCAGCAGUAAUAUCAGCUUUUUUUGAAUGCUUACGUUUUAUAAUGCAACAAAACUUAGGUGAGGAAGAAAUUGAAGAGAUGCUCGUCAAUGACCAGUUGAUUCCUUUUAUUGAUGCAGUUCUCAAAGACCCAAGAUUGCAAGAUGGGCAGCUGUUUAACCAUUUAGCAGAAACUUUAAGUUCCUGGGAAACCAAAGCAAAUGUGGAGAAAGAUGAUAAAACAGCUCACAGUUUGGACAAAGUGCUGCUGAAUUUUUGGGAAAGACUCUCAGAGAUCUGUGUGGAGAAAAUCAAUGAGCCAGAAGCUGAUGUGAAAUCCGUGUCAGGUGUAUCUAACCUGCUACAGGUCCUUCAGAAGCCAAAGAGCUCGCUGAAGUCAAAUAAAAAAAAAGUUGGUAAGGUUAGAUUUACUGAUGAGCUACCAGAAAGUAAUAAAGAGAAUGAAAAAUGUGUCUCCUCAGAAGGCGAGAACAGUGAAGGCUCUGAAUUAAUGACUGAACCUUCUCUCACUCAUAAUUGUUCAGACCUUAUAUCGCCGCUAAGGAAGAAACCUUUGGAAGACUUGGUCUGUAAACUAGCAAUGAUGAGUUUUAAUUAUGUCAAUGAGCAAAAGUCGGAGCAACAUCUAAGGUUCCUUUCUACUCUGCUUAGCUCUUUCUCUUCAACCCAGGUAUUUAAAAUGCUGUUAGGUGAUGAAAAAUGGAGUAUUGUCAAAGCUAAACCUCUUGAAAUAGCCAGACUUGCACAAAAAAAUCCUGCAGUGCGGUUUUUAUACCAGAAACUGAUUGGUUGGCUAAAUGAAGAUCCAAGGAAGGAAGCUGGUUUCUUGGUGGACAUUUUGUACAGUGCCCUCCAUUGCUGUGACAAUAAUAUGGAAAGAAAAUAUGUCUUGGAUGAUCUCAUCGAGGGGGAUCUGAAAUGGAAUUCUAUUCUUCAGGUCAUUGAAAAGGCAUGUUCUAGUUCAGAUAAACAUGCUUUAGUAACUCCUUGGCUAAAAGGAGAAAUCGUUGGAGAGAAAUUGGUAACCUUGGCAGAUCAUCUUUGUAAUAAGGACUUGGAAUCCUCAGUAUCUUCUGAAUCUUACUUCUCAGAAAGAUGGGCUCUUCUAAGCUUGGUAUUAUCCCAACACAUUAAAAAUGAUUACUUGAUUGGAGAAGUAUAUGUUGAAAGAAUUAUUGUUAAACUUCAUGAAACUUUAUCCAAAGCAAAGGAAUUGUCAGAAGCUGAAAAUAAUGACUCAUCAGUGUCUUUUAUCUGUGAUGUGGCCUAUAACUAUUUCAGCUCAGCAAAAGGAUGUUUGCUAAUGCCAUCAUCUGAAGACUUAUUAUUAACUCUCUUUCAGUUAUGUGCUCAGAGCAAAGAAAAAACACAUUUGCCAGACUUUCUUAUCUGUAAACUGAAAAAUACUUGGCUCUGUGGUGUGAAUUUAUUGAUCCACCAAACUGGCAAUACAUAUAAACAGAGUACCUUCCUAUGUUUGUCUGCUCUGUGGCUGAAGAACCAAGUUCAGUCUUCAUCUUUGGAUAUCAAAAGUCUUCAAGUCCUCUUGUCUGCUGUUGAUGACUUGCUAAAUACGCUUCUAGAAAGUGAAGAUACUAAUCUUCUGGGAGUGUAUAUUGGAAGUGUAAUGCCAAGCAACAGUGAAUGGGAAAAGAUGAGACAGUCUCUUCCUAUGCAGUGGUUGCAUAGACCUCUUUUAGAAGGAAGAUUGAGUUUGAAUUAUGAGUGUUUCAAAACAGAUUUUAAAGAACAAGAUACAAAGAAACUUCCCAGCCAUUUGUGUACUUCAGCCUUAUUGAGCAAAAUGAUAUUAGUUGCACUGAAAAAGGAAAUAGUCCUAGAAAAUAAUGAGCUUGAGAAAAUAAUUGCAGAACUGCUCUAUUCACUGCAGUGGUAUGAGGAAUUAGACAAUCCACCUAUUUUCCUAACUGGAUUUUGUGAAAUGCUUCAAAAGAUGAAUAUUACAUAUGAUAACUUGUGUGGACUUGGUAAUACUUCUGGCCUUUUACAGCUGUUAUUUAACAGAUCCAUGGAAAAUGGCACCCUUUGGUCUCUCAUUAUUGCUAAGUUGAUCCUUUCCCGAAGUGUUUCAUCUGAUGAAGUAAAACGGCAUUAUAGGAGAAAAGAAGGUUUUUUCCCACUAACGGAAGGUAAUAUGCAUACCAUUCAAAGUCUCUGUCCGUUUUUGUCAAAAGAAGACAAGAAAGAAUUCAUUGCUCAAUGUAUACCUCCCCUUUUGGCCUGGACUAAGGAAGAUCUUUGCAGUACUAAUGGAGGUUUUGGACAUCUUGCCAUUUUCAAUUCUUGCCUGCAAACCAGAAGCAUAGAUGAUGGGGAGCUAUUACAUGGUAUAUUAAAAAUUCUAAUAUCCUGGAAGAAAGAUCAUGAAGAUAUUUUUCUUUUCAGUUGUAAUCUAUCAGAAGUAAGUCCAGAGAUACUAGGUGUAAAUAUAGAAAUAAUCCGGUUCCUUUCCCUGUUUCUGAAAUACUGCUCAUCUCCUUUGGCAGAGAGUGAAUGGGACUUCAUCAUGUGCUCCAUGUUGGCUUGGUUGGAGACAACAAGUGAGAAUCAUGCAUUGUAUUCUGUUCCACUUAUACAACUGUUUGCCUGUGUCAGCUGUGGUUUGGCCUGUGAGCUCAGUGCUUUUUUCGAUUCUGCAACUCUGGAUACCAUUGGCAAUCUCCCUGUAAAUCUAAUCAGUGAAUGGAAAGAAUUUUUUUCCCAAGGCAUCCACAGUUUGCUUUUACCUCUUUUGGUGACUGUUACAGAAAGUGAAGAUACAUCUGAAACAUCCUUUCAGAAUGCAAUGCUGAAGCCCAUGUGUGAAACAUUAACGUAUAUCCCGAAAGACCAGCUGUUGAGUCAGAAACUCCCUUCAAGAUUGGUUGCUGGCCAAAAAACAAACUUACCAGAGUAUCUCCAGACUUUGUUAAAUACAUUGGCCCCAUUACUCCUCUACAGAGCUCGGCCUGUGCAAAUUGCUGUUUACCAUAUGCUAUACAAAUUGAUGCCUGAAUUACCACAAUAUGAUCAGGAUAAUCUAAAGUCAUAUGGAGAUGAAGAAGAAGAACCAGCCUUGUCACCACCAGCAGCACUGAUGUCUCUUCUUAGAACUCAGGAGGACUUGCUAGAAAAUGUUUUGGGGUGUAUUCCUGUUGGACAGAUAGUAACUAUUAAGCCACUGAGUGAAGACUUCUGCUAUGUUCUGGGAUACCUCCUCACCUGGAAAUUAAUACUUACUUUCUUCAAAGCUGCGUCAUCUCAGCUUCGGGCACUGUACUCAAUGUACCUUCGAAAAACAAAAAGUUUGAAUAAAUUGCUCUAUCACCUGUUCAGACUUAUGCCAGAAAAUCCGACCUAUGCAGAGACAGCUAUUGAGCUCUCAAAUAAGGACCCUAAAACAUUCUUUACAGAAGAGCUCCAGUUGAGUAUUAGAGAAACAGCAACUCUUCCCUACCAUAUCCCACACUUGGCUUGUUCAGUCUAUCAUAUGACAUUAAAAGACUUGCCUGCCAUGGUUAGGCUGUGGUGGAAUAGUAGUGAGAAGCGUGUUUUCAAUAUUGUAGAUAGAUUUACAAGCAAGUAUGUCAGCAAUGUUCUUUCCUUUCAAGAAAUUUCUUCUGUGCAAACAAGUACACAACUAUUUAAUGGCAUGACGGUUAAAGCUCGAGCUACUACCCGAGAAGUGAUGGCUACUUACACUAUUGAGGACAUAGUUAUUGAACUUAUAAUACAGCUGCCUUCCAAUUACCCCCUGGGGUCAAUAACCGUGGAGAGUGGGAAAAGAGUAGGUGUGGCUGUUCAGCAGUGGCGGAACUGGAUGCUGCAGUUAAGCACUUACCUCACCCAUCAGAAUGGAAGUAUUAUGGAAGGCCUAGCCUUAUGGAAAAAUAAUGUAGACAAACGUUUUGAGGGUGUUGAAGAUUGCAUGAUAUGUUUCUCAGUCAUUCAUGGUUUCAACUAUUCUCUUCCCAAAAAAGCCUGUAGAACAUGCAAGAAAAAGUUCCAUUCAGCCUGCUUGUACAAAUGGUUUACGUCUAGCAACAAAUCCACUUGUCCACUCUGUCGUGAGACCUUUUUCUGAAUUUUUUCCUUCCAUUGGAAGUGAUCCCUGAAGUAAAUCAAGCAAAGACUGUGGAUCUGGAUCCAUCUUAAAGUGUUGAUGGGAGGAGGCCAGUGAGCAUUCCUUUAAAUAGGACCUUCUCUGGAAAAUUAUUUUGGUUAAAGUAAUGAUCCUAAAAUCAGGUUUACUUAUCUUUAGAUUGCUUUGUAAAUGUUUGGAAACCUUUUCUUUUACAUAAGAAUAUUACGUAUUUGAGAGAAAAUAUUUAUAUUAAUAGUUUAAUCUUUUUGUAUAUUUAAAAAUAAAUAUGGAAAAACUCUAAAUUACAGAAUUGGAAUUUGUGAAAGCACUGUACAACUGUAUUAUGCUAAAAAGCCCAUUCAGUUUGUUGAUCUAUGUUCUAGAAGAGUCCAAGUGAGACAAAUGAAUUGAGAGUUGAUUUAUAUCUACAGAUAUUUUAGGACUUAUUUAUUAGUUAUGACAACAAAAUUAAUUAGUAUUCUGAUAUUUGUAGAUUAUUUUAAUGAUAAAAAUGAGGCUAAGCUAUUAAUAUAGCUUAUCAUAAGCUAUUUGAAGCAUGCUCUGAAAUCCUAUGUAAAAGAGUGUAAGCUGAACUUCAAGGUGUCUCCAUUAAUCAAGGGUUAUGAAAUUCAGAAAAUUAAAUACACGGCACUGACCUUUUGCUGUGGAAGAAUUUCCAUGUAUUAGUGAAAUUUGAAUUGCAGACUUGUCAGUGAACUUACUACUCAGUUUGAGUGAGUCUCUAGAGGGUAUGAAUUUGAGAAAAACAAUUAGAUUAUUUCAUUCAUGAAGCAGAGUGGUAGUUAUCCCUCUAUUUAGAGGGAAGAAAUAAAUAUUUCUGAAACUUAAAAUUGGUGGAAAAAACAAAAAUUUAAAAUGUCAUAGGAGGCUUUCAAUUUUGUAAGCAAAUUUUGCUAUUCUUACUGGCCAGAGUUACACUUCAUUAGAGAUUUGGGGGAGCUUAUUUUUUCCAGCCUUUAGAAGUACAAGUUAAUGAUUUUAGUACUAAGUAAAAUUCAGUAUAAUGGGCUGAAGUGGAAUAGGUAAUACCUGCCAUUUGCCACAGCACUGUUACCCUUAAAAAAUUGUGCCCAAGUUAUAAAAUUUUGGAAGUUUGGAACUUGAAAUAAUUUUAUUGCAGUCUUCCAUUACAUGGGAAAUAUUAGCAUAUCUGAUAGCAAGCUUACUUGAAAGAUCAGCUAAUCAUCUCUGUUACAAAUGUUUAAUUGGCAAAAGCAAGUCAUAUUAAAUAAAAUCACUGCUUACCAUCAA
Callorhinus ursinus (northern fur seal) is the source of this 6677-nucleotide messenger RNA. Lineage: Eukaryota; Metazoa; Chordata; Mammalia; Carnivora; Otariidae. The record is from RefSeq and is a predicted model, not a curated record.